This is a messenger RNA of Kalmanozyma brasiliensis GHG001, 411 nucleotides long. Its product is annotated as Transcriptional coactivator/pterin dehydratase. The transcript has 2 exons. Lineage: Eukaryota; Fungi; Basidiomycota; Ustilaginomycetes; Ustilaginales. The record is from RefSeq and is a predicted model, not a curated record. Gene Ontology annotation, molecular function: 4-alpha-hydroxytetrahydrobiopterin dehydratase activity. Gene Ontology annotation, biological process: tetrahydrobiopterin biosynthetic process. Bases 1 to 411 code for a protein of 136 amino acids.
AUGUCAUCUCAACCGCUCACAGCGCAAAAGUGCGAGCCAUGCACCAAGGACCUUCCAGCAAUGUCGCAGGACGAGGCGCGGAAGCUGCUCUCAGAUCUCGCUGGAAAGUGGUCGCUAUCGCCGCAGCCGAAGACGCUGCUUUCGUCUAAAGCAACUCACCCCGACGCCUUGCAUCGGACGUACAAGUUCAAGGACUUCACUUCGGCGCAGGCUUUCGCGAACGAUCUCGGUGCGCUAGCGGAACGAGAAGGGCAUCAUCCCGCCAUCAUGGUCGAGUGGGGCCGCGUGACCGUGUGGUGGUGGAGUCAUGCUAUCAACGGGCUUCACAAGAACGACUUUGUCAUGGCAGCCAAGACGGAAGAGCUGGUGCAUCAAGCAGAGGGAUACACACCUCCAAAGCCCAAGGCUUGA